GCGAAAGCCGAAAGGCAUAGAUAAGCUGCGAGCCAGCUAUGCAGCCAUGCUUAGAGACACCAAGGACAAGCGUUCCCGGCUUCUUUCUUUCUGGUCAAUCUGGAGCGGCCAUCAGAGCUGGUCAGUUUCGCAUCAAGCCCACGCAGACAGAGGAGGCUUGACAGAGUAGGUUGGGACUGCUGGAAGUUUCACUGUACAACAUGCUGCGGUUAAGUCUCCCACCCGGGCUUUCAAUGGGAUUUCAUCUGGUAGCUCUGGUGGCUCUCCUGUUUUCCCAUGUUCACCAUAUAACUGCGGAGACAGAGACAGAAACAGGAGGAAAUGCAAGCACUGAAUGUACUGGCUCAUAUUACUGUAAGAAAGGGGUAAUUUUGCCCAUUUGGGAACCCCAAGACCCAUCUUUUGGGGAUAAAAUUGCUAGAGCAACUGUGUAUUUUGUGGCCAUGGUCUACAUGUUUCUUGGAGUUUCUAUCAUUGCCGACCGGUUCAUGUCCUCCAUAGAAGUCAUCACGUCUCAAGAAAAAGAAAUAACCAUUAAAAAGCCCAAUGGAGAGACCACCAAGACUACGGUGAGGAUCUGGAAUGAGACUGUGUCAAACCUGACCUUGAUGGCUCUGGGAUCCUCUGCUCCUGAGAUUCUCCUGUCAGUCAUUGAAGUGUGUGGCCACAACUUCACUGCAGGGGACCUUGGUCCCAGCACCAUUGUGGGAAGUGCUGCCUUCAACAUGUUCAUUAUCAUUGCACUUUGUGUCUAUGUGGUCCCCGAUGGAGAGACAAGGAAGAUUAAGCAUUUGCGUGUGUUCUUUGUGACAGCAGCCUGGAGCAUCUUUGCCUAUACCUGGCUUUAUAUAAUUUUGUCUGUCAUCUCUCCUGGUGUUGUGGAGGUCUGGGAAGGGUUGCUUACUUUCUUUUUCUUUCCCAUCUGUGUUGUGUUCGCUUGGGUAGCAGACCGGCGGCUUCUCUUUUACAAGUAUGUCUACAAGCGGUAUAGGGCUGGCAAGCAGAGGGGGAUGAUUAUUGAACAUGAAGGAGACAGGCCAGCUUCCAAAACUGAAAUUGAAAUGGAUGGGAAAGUGGUCAACUCUCAUGUUGACAAUUUCUUAGAUGGCGCUUUGGUUUUAGAAGUUGAUGAGAGGGACCAAGAUGAUGAAGAAGCGAGGCGUGAGAUGGCAAGGAUUCUGAAGGAACUUAAGCAGAAACAUCCAGAAAAAGAAAUUGAGCAAUUAAUAGAAUUAGCCAACUAUCAAGUCCUAAGUCAGCAGCAAAAGAGCCGAGCAUUUUACCGUAUUCAAGCUACUCGCCUGAUGACUGGAGCUGGCAACAUUUUGAAGAGGCAUGCAGCUGAUCAAGCAAGGAAGGCUGUCAGCCUGCAUGAGGUCAACAUUGACGUGGCUGAAAACGACCCCGUCAGUAAGGUCUUCUUUGAACAAGGGACAUACCAGUGUCUAGAGAACUGUGGUACUGUGGCUCUCACCAUUAUCCGCAGAGGGGGUGACUUGACCAACACUGUGUUUGUUGACUUCAGAACAGAAGACGGCACAGCCAAUGCUGGGUCUGAUUACGAAUUCACAGAAGGGACUGUGAUCUUCAAACCGGGCGAGGCCCAGAAGGAAAUCAGAGUCGGUAUCAUUGAUGACGACAUCUUUGAGGAAGACGAAAACUUCCUCGUGCAUCUCAGCAAUGUCAGAGUCUCUUCGGAAGCUUCGGAAGAUGGCAUACUGGAAGCCAAUCACAUUUCUGCACUUGCUUGUCUCGGGUCACCCUGCACUGCCACCGUAACCAUUUUUGACGAUGACCACGCGGGCAUCUUUACGUUUGAGGAACCGGUGACUCACGUGAGCGAGAGCAUUGGCAUCAUGGAAGUGAAGGUCUUGAGAACAUCUGGAGCGCGAGGAAAUGUUAUCGUUCCCUAUAAAACCAUCGAAGGGACGGCCCGAGGUGGAGGGGAGGACUUUGAGGACACGUGUGGAGAGCUCGAAUUCCAGAAUGAUGAAAUUGUCAAAACAAUAUCAGUCAAGGUAAUUGAUGAUGAGGAGUAUGAGAAAAACAAGACCUUCUUCAUUGAGCUUGGAGAGCCCCGCCUGGUGGAGAUGAGUGAGAAGAAAGCCCUGUUAUUGAAUGAGCUUGGUGGCUUCACGCUAACAGAGGAAUAUGACGACAUGCAGCCACUGACCAGUAAAGAAGAGGAGGAGAGGCGCAUUGCAGAAAUGGGGCGCCCCAUCCUAGGAGAGCACACCAAGCUGGAGGUGAUCAUUGAAGAGUCUUACGAAUUCAAGAGCACUGUGGACAAACUCAUUAAGAAGACAAACUUGGCCCUCGUGGUGGGGACGAACAGCUGGAGAGAGCAGUUCAUCGAAGCCAUCACUGUCAGCGCUGGGGAAGAUGAUGAUGAUGAUGAAUGUGGGGAAGAGAAGCUACCCUCCUGUUUUGAUUACGUGAUGCACUUUCUCACGGUGUUCUGGAAGGUUCUGUUUGCCUUCGUCCCACCUACAGAAUACUGGAAUGGCUGGGCCUGCUUCAUUGUCUCCAUCCUCAUGAUAGGCCUACUGACAGCCUUCAUUGGAGAUCUGGCUUCCCACUUUGGCUGCACCAUUGGUCUGAAGGAUUCCGUGACUGCAGUUGUGUUUGUCGCUCUUGGAACCUCCGUGCCAGACACAUUUGCCAGCAAAGUAGCAGCCACCCAGGACCAGUAUGCAGAUGCAUCCAUAGGCAACGUCACUGGAAGCAACGCUGUGAAUGUCUUCCUGGGAAUCGGCGUGGCCUGGUCCAUUGCUGCCAUCUACCAUGCGGCCAACGGGGAACAGUUCAAAGUGUCCCCUGGCACACUAGCUUUCUCUGUCACUCUCUUCACCAUUUUUGCUUUCAUCAACGUGGGGGUGCUGCUGUAUCGGCGGAGGCCAGAAAUAGGAGGUGAGCUGGGUGGGCCCCGGACUGCCAAGCUCCUCACAUCCUGCCUGUUUGUGCUCCUGUGGCUCUUGUACAUUUUCUUCUCCUCUCUGGAGGCCUACUGCCACAUAAAAGGCUUCUAAAGGAACAAUCAGAUAUAGUAAAUUUAUAUAUAUAUAUAUAUACAUAUAUAUAUACAUAAAAAUUAUGUAUAAUGAACAGAGGAAACUGACAUUUGUCAUGUUUACUUAACCUGCUGAUGGAAUCCAGCUUCAAGAACAUACUCUGUACUAGGCCAGAAGUCAGAAACCAUCACCUCCCACUCCCGGGGCAUCAUCGCGUUGAACAAGGCAUGGAGGCAGGGCCAUCUUGCAGCUCAGCCUAGAAGGGCUGUACUCUCUCCAAGUUCAUAAAUGGUUAAGACUCUUAUUUG
Acomys russatus (golden spiny mouse) is the source of this 3319-nucleotide messenger RNA. It is a transcript of the gene Slc8a1, whose product is annotated as solute carrier family 8 member A1. NCBI's taxonomy places the organism in Eukaryota, Metazoa, Chordata, Mammalia, Rodentia, Muridae. The transcript has 9 exons. Gene Ontology annotation, biological process: calcium ion import across plasma membrane; cell communication; sodium ion transmembrane transport. Gene Ontology annotation, cellular component: axon; postsynapse; sarcolemma. Bases 201 to 3029 code for a protein of 942 amino acids. The record is from RefSeq and is a predicted model, not a curated record. Gene Ontology annotation, molecular function: calcium:sodium antiporter activity.